UAGCUAAUUAGGCUAGAGACACAUUCUCGUUUGGUUUGUUCAAGUGUACGAGAGACUGCACGUCAUGCUGGUUGGUGCAGUAUUUGCAUACGCGCUGCUAAUGGUUUCUAGCAUCUCUAGUGGCAAUAGCAGCGACGGAAGAGAGUCGAAACCGCGCGUAGAUACUGACGACAGUCAUUUGCGCUUUGUGACCCCAAGAAACAAAGAUAUCGAGUUCUCACCCGGUGCAGGUGGUCACGUUAUCUUGGGAGGAGUUUACCUGGACGAGAGAGCUCUCAUGCCUGUCAAAGGAGACAAAGGAGAAGCAGGAGAUAAGGGAUUGUCAGUAAAAGGAGACACUGGGUCAAAAGGACAGAAAGGAGAAGGUGGCUUGAAAGGAGAAACAGGAGUGUCCGUGAAAGGAGAGAAAGGAGUCGCUGGGAGCAAGGGAGCUAAAGGUGCCGGCGGUGACAAGGGAGAUGGUGGCAGUUCAGGCAAGGAUGGCAGUAAAGGAGAAAAAGGUGGGAAGGGAGAAGCGGGAACGUUUGGUAGAGACGGUAGAGACGGACAAGCUGGUGUUAAUGGAGCGAAGGGAGACAAAGGCAGCGCAGGCAAAGACGUCAAUCCAAACACUUUAGCUGAUCUAGAAGCGAGGAUCAAAGCUUUGGAGACAUUCGUUAAUGACGAACCACCCAAAUGGCAAAAUAAAAGUGGAUUACUGGCAAACAUAACAACCCUAACCAAACAGUCACUUGUAUUGUUAGCUUUGGAUCCAGAAAAUGGUCGUGUCAAUUAUACAAUUGUUGCUGGCCAGUUACCCACGUCACUGUCGUUAGAUUCAGCCAGUGGGAUCAUCUCUGGUAGUGUUCCCAACUCAGUCAUAGCGACUGCAACAAACAGACAGGCAUCGUUUACUUUUACUGUUCAAGCUAUUGACUCAAUAGGAAAAACUGCAAUUCAAAGGUUCACUAUUAAAGUAGAAGGUUAUCCACCCGCGGAUUAUGAUUCUGGCUGGUUUACCUUCACUGCUCAGAAAGGUUCUAGCUCGUACAAAGAAUUUUCUCACAGUUUUGCAGAUUAUCCUGCUAGAGUACGAGUGUUAGUUAAAGCUAUCGACGGACCUAAUAAAGACUUUAUUUUCUACGGUGUGGGUUGUGGCGUGGCAGACGACGAAGACGAUCAUUACACGGGAAUUGUGUUUGCUUACGAUACGAAUAGAGUACGGUUGUGGGCACCAGACGACAGCAAUGCAGGGAAGAACGGUGGUUAUGCAGUCGGUGUAGAAGAUGGAUGGGGAGGAGAAGUAAACGUGCAACUAUCGCGAUCGGCGAGCGUAAGAGUAUUGGCGUGGAGAAAUUCUCCCGACGGUUCUCCCGACUACAAGACGGUUUGGACUAGAAUGAGUUCUCAAGCUGGUUCUUCUUCUUACAAAGAAUUCAAGCACGGGUUAACUAGCUAUCCUGCCGUCUGUCGUGUUCUCACCAAAGCAGUCGAUGGUACUAAUAAGGAUUUUAUUUUUGAAGCGGUAGGAUUUGCGACUUCGGACGACGAUGCAGAUCAGUACGGUGGAUUGGUGUUUGGUUAUAAUUCCUCUUCGGUUCGCUUGUGGGCUCCCGAUGGCAAUAACAGAGGAAGUAACGGGCGUAUUAUAUUUGUAACGGAUGGUUGGGGUGGCGAGACGAACACACAAUCGUCUAAUAACGCCGACGUGAAGGUGGAAGCUUGGUCUUCGUCUAACUCGGCGGUUCGUCCUCCGUCAUUUGAAAGCAAAUGGGUGAGCAUUUCUUCUCAGUCCGGAUCUUCAUCGUUCAAAGAAAUCACCCACAAUCUUGGUGUCUAUCCGUCUCUAGUGCGUGUCCUUGUGCGAGCUCGUAAUCCUAAUAACGUCGGCUACUAUUUUGAGGGUUUUGGAGCUCAACCCGGCGACGACGAGUUGGAUGACUAUGGUGGUCUCAUCUUCGCUUACGACACAAAGCGCGUUCGUAUUUGGGUGCCCGACGUUAACAAUGCUAAAAAGAACGGUCGCAUAUUGCCACUGUAUGACGGCUGGGGAGGAGAAGUGAAAGUGCAGCAACACCAGAGUACACGCGAUACGGCCGAUGUGAAGGUGCAGGCGUGGUUGUGAUUCACCUGUGCAGAUUGCAUUUUUUCCAGCAGACUAGAGAGAUUCUUCGCUAAUAGAUAUUCGUUCUAAUGAUCGAUGUCUAUUCAUUUGCAUGUGUUGCUGACCGUCUAGAAUUGGCAACUGUACCCAAUGUUCGAAUACGAGUCUAGCAUAUGAGUUGUUCUUGCUUGCUGUGUUCAAAUACAUCAUGGCUAGUGUAUCGG
This is a messenger RNA of Corticium candelabrum, 2307 nucleotides long. RefSeq lists its product as uncharacterized. Lineage: Eukaryota; Metazoa; Porifera; Homoscleromorpha; Homosclerophorida; Plakinidae. The record is from RefSeq and is a predicted model, not a curated record. The coding region runs from base 65 to 2104 and encodes 679 amino acids. Gene Ontology annotation, molecular function: calcium ion binding. The transcript is spliced from 7 exons. Gene Ontology annotation, cellular component: membrane.